UUUUGAGUGUAGAGCAGGACUCAAACUAAGCCACUUGACCCAAAGGGGAAGGAAGAGCUCUCCGCAAACGUUUCACAAGAAGUCACAAGAUUUCAGCUCUGGGGACAGAGGGCAGCAUGGUCACACAAUCAGACAUGAUUACUCUGGCCGUUCCUCUCCUCUUCCAGCUCUCUGUCUCUCUGGUCUGCUUGGCAGAGAGCCGUAUGCUCUGCCGCACGGUGAUCAGCCAGCCAGAUGAGGUCACAGCGUUCACUGCAGCCCGCGCCACCAUCCUGCCCUGCAAUGUCACCCACCGAUGCCCCAACAUGGCCUCCCGCAUCCGUUGGUUUGUGUUCCGCCGCGACCAUCACGAGGAUAUCCGCGUUCAGCCCCCCAAAUACAGCACAGACGGCAGGGCUCUCACCAUCCACUCCCCCCAGACCAACGACAGCGGGGUGUACUACUGCUCCACCGCCACGCCCUCCACCACAAGGGUGGUGGUGCCCAGCAUCGGCAACGGAACACGCCUUGUGGUGAGAGAAAAACCUAACACCACCACCAUGACAGCACUGCUGUGGACGCUGUUCGCUGUCCUGGCUCUGUACAGCCUGCUCAUUCUCUCACUACUCAUCUGCAAGAAGACCAGAAGAGAGAUCUUCAGCAGUAAAAGGAGGAACACGCCAGAGAAGAGAGGCUCCACCAGGAGACUGCAUUUCCACGCGGUGGUGCAAGAACUGUACGGGAAAGGGAACUUACGAAGCGCAGGCCAGAACACCGCACACUCUCACCACGGCAGGUUUGAGAAUCCCCACGCCUACUCACCAGAUGAGGAUGUGUACCAGAACAUGUGAUCGGCUCGUGCAAAAGACAGUGUAUUCCAAAACUCUAAGCCUCACUACUGUCUGACAUCAUCAUGGCAACAGAGGAAAGGGAUGUGCAGGGAGAAAGAGAUGUGGUCUUCUAUCUUCAUAAGCUAACCUGCACCGGGUACAGAGGAUGAUUAGAAUCGGGUAUAGAGCGAGACAGAUGGAAUAUGAGACUUCAACCCUUCUGCUCACAAAAUGGUGUCUGUAUCCAACAACCCCUCAGCAUGGAUCACCUUGGUCCCACCGGAAGCUAAUACACACAGAGACCUUAAAACCAAUCAAUGCUCAAGCCAAACCCCUGAGAGUGGAGUGACAGCUCUGAGAACCAUUCAGGACCAAUCAAACACAAUGGCGGACAGCAUGAUAAACCUGCCCCUGGUGCGCUCCUGGAGAGCCACCAGCAUCCUCAGCAUCUGAAUAAAAGGAGGUAGGCUAGUUAAUCUGCUACCUGCACAUCUAUUAUAUUUAGCUACCAAUCUAGUUUAACUAGCUUUGUUUAAAAGGAAGUCAAAUAGCCACCUAAUUAUGGUCUCAAAAACAUUUUUCCAUAAGAAUGGGACUAUUGGAAUAUUGAGUAAUGUCAUAUUGCAAAGCUGGUAACUAAUUUGCUAGUGCUUGAAAUAAUAAACAUUUUAUCUGAUUUCUGAAUUGAAAAGCAACUAUCAUUACCAUUUUCUUACUCUACCUCAGAAGCUACAGGCUGUCAUUUUGCUUUCCCACUAGCUGUCAUCAGACGUCUAUGCCAAUACUUCAGUUAUUAAACACAAUGUUUAUAUUCUGCACUCACCAUUUAAUACAUGCUUAAAGUGCACGUAUGUUGGGGUUAUCUGCUUUUUUCAAUACAAUAUUUAUACUUAAAAAUGCAAGAGUUCAAUCUGGAAUGAGCCAUAGCUCGAAGCUGCCUUUUCCCCUGCUGAUAGAUGUUUCCCCCUCAGUGUUAACCUCAGAUCUUAACUGAUGUUUGCUUGUUUUUUUAUUUUUGGUCUAUUUUUGUCUUAUUAGCUCGAUUUGUUACGUUGUUGUCAGUUGUGCAAAAUAAGUUAAAUCCGUCUGUGUAUAGUGUAGCACGUGGAUACUAUUGCACUUGCUUGCUUAGACAUGCUUUCCAUGCGUGCAGUUGAUGUUCCACUCAUAUUCACGUUCCUUCCCUUUCACUCUUCCUGUAUUACAUCAAUUAACUCUUUUGAAUAAACAUUGCAUUGCACUCUCAA
Messenger RNA from Anguilla anguilla (European eel), 2056 nucleotides. RefSeq names its product immunoglobulin superfamily member 6. The coding region runs from base 117 to 830 and encodes 237 amino acids. The record is from RefSeq and is a predicted model, not a curated record. Lineage: Eukaryota; Metazoa; Chordata; Actinopteri; Anguilliformes; Anguillidae. The transcript has 6 exons.